Messenger RNA from Paramecium pentaurelia, 3443 nucleotides. NCBI's taxonomy places the organism in Eukaryota, Ciliophora, Oligohymenophorea, Peniculida, Parameciidae. The record is from the annotation of a GenBank genome assembly.
AUGCCACCCAAGAAAUAACAUCUUAAAACUUAAUCAUCAGAGUUAUCAAAUUAAGCUCUUAUAAAUUAUCAAUCAAAUCGUGAGGCUUUGAAUAUAAGAAUGUCUAAUUCACCAAUAUUCCAAAUAGAAUGCAAAGUAUUAAUUUGUCUUUACUUAAGAGUAAAUAAAUUGGUCUUCACUAAUCUACUAUAUUUAAAUCCAAUGUUUCACAGCCAAAUCUCAAAAUUACUUUAUAAUAGUACUUAUGGCUAUAGAUGUAGAUAAACCUAGCGGAAAAUAUAAUAAUAAGAUUUACUAAAAUCAAAAGGAUUCAUGUCUCCUAAGAUCACUAGUUAAGAAAGAGUUAAUCACAAAACAUAACCUAAAUCUAGAGGUAAUCAUAUGAAAACUUAACCUCAAACUUAUUCCAAUUAGAAUUCCUAAACUAAAAUGAAAUCUGUAGAAAGCAUAUAAGAUGACUGUAAACUUUAAAUUCUUAAUCCUAGCUCCAAAAUAAUUAUUUAAAAAUUAAUAAUACUCACCCUUAGCAAAACCAGAAUAAUCCUUUAAAUAAUAAAAUUCUGAAACAAAAUAAAAAUAAUCAUCUGAUCUCUUAGCUAGAUUAAAUUUCUAAACAUCCUUGAUUGUUUCUAGUGUCAAGAAUUAAACUAACUAGUUUUCUGGACCAUAGAUUUAUUAACUAUAAAAUCAUUAAAAAUCAAAUAGUGCUUAAUUUAUUGAAACAUAAAAAUUAUCUACACAAACUUCUUCAUAACCUCGAAUUGAAAUUUAGACAGAAAAAAUUAAAACUAUUACAACUAGGUACACAUUUAAAAUGGAUUUAGAAAAUUUUAAUAGGAUUUUAUUUAAAUCAUCUUACAAUUUAAAUCUUUAAAAUAGAAAAUGACUAUUGAUAUCUCGACUAAUAAAAUAUAAUACUUAGUGGAAUUAAUCAAAGAAGAACUUAAUAAAAAAUUCGUUGAUAAUGAUUCUCUCUAAAUAAUUGGAAUUAAAACAUACAAUAUUUCUAUACCUAUUGAUUAUAUACUUUCUUCAAUUGAUAGACCCUUAUCUUUACUUUCCAAUUGUCCUAAUCAACCUUUAAUCAUAGAACCUAUUUUAUAAACAGAAUAAGAAAAUAGAUUAUCAAGAGUUUGUUUAAAAGAUUUCGAAUUCAUUAGAUGUAUUGGAAUGGGUGGAUUUUCUAAAGUAUAUAUGGUAAGGGAAAAAAGAUCAGGAUAAUUUUAUGCCAUGAAAUUAAUUGAAAAAAGCUCCAUUAUAUCAUAAAAUAAACAAAAUAUUAUAUAAAAUGAAAGAGACUUAAUGAGUAAUUUGAAUCAUCCUUUUAUUGUUAAAAUUUAAUAUGCUUUUGAAUCCAGAAGAUAUUUAGUUUUUGUCUUAGAAUAUUGUUCAGGAGGAGAAUUAUUCUUCUUAUUAAGAAAAGUAAUCCAUUUCUAUUAAUCUUAUAUUAGGUUAAAAGAAUGAAUGAAGAAUAAGCAUUUUUUUAUUUUGCAGAAAUCUGUUUAGGCAUGAAACACUUACAUGAUAGAAGUAUAAUUUAUAGAGAUAUUAAACCUGAAAAUAUUUUAAUCGAUUUUGAUGGACAUGUAAGAAUUGCAGAUUUUGGACUAUCAAAAUAAUUAGAUUAAGAAAUAGCCUAUUCUUUUUGUGGAUCUCCAGAGUAUAUGGCUCCUGAAAUGUUAUUAAAAUAAGGACACAAUUUACAAUUAGAUUUAUAUUGUUUAGGGGCAUUACUUUAUGAAUUAAUAACUGGAUUACCACCUUUCUAUUCCAGGAAUACAGAUGAAAUUUACUAAAGGAUUUUAAAUUAGAAAUUAAGCUAUCCACCAUAAGUGUAGAUGUCUUCUCUUCUAAAAGAUUUAUUGAAUGGAUUAUUAGCUAAAAAUCCUAAAAACAGAAUCGAUAGAAUUGAAACUCUAUUAAGACAUCCAUGGAUGAAUUAAUGGGGUGACAAAUACUUGUACAAAGAAUUACUGUCUAAAAAGAUAGAUCCUCCUUUUAAACCAGAUUAUUACUCAUUUAAUUUUGAUGAAGAAGAAUUUGGUUAAGGAGAUGCUGAAUUUUUACAGUAAAUUAAAACUCUCUAAUAAAAUAUAAUGGAGAAUUUUCCAAAAGAAACAAUAUUAAAAAACUUUUAUUACAAUCCUAAGGAGAUUAAUUGUGCAGAAAGCACAAGAGGUACUAAUUUAAGUACUAAAUUAUUGGAGGAGUAAUAAGUAACUUAGAGAUAAAAAUCAAAAAGAUUCAAUACAUAUGAAGAUGAUAUUUCAAAUUAUGUAAAUGAAUAAAAAAUUUUGCUAUUAAAAUAAUUAAGAUUAUAAACUGAGAAUGAAAUAAAAAGGAAANAUAUCAUAAAAUAAACAAAAUAUUAUAUAAAAUGAAAGAGACUUAAUGAGUAAUUUGAAUCAUCCUUUUAUUGUUAAAAUUUAAUAUGCUUUUGAAUCCAGAAGAUAUUUAGUUUUUGUCUUAGAAUAUUGUUCAGGAGGAGAAUUAUUCUUCUUAUUAAGAAAAGUAAUCCAUUUCUAUUAAUCUUAUAUUAGGUUAAAAGAAUGAAUGAAGAAUAAGCAUUUUUUUAUUUUGCAGAAAUCUGUUUAGGCAUGAAACACUUACAUGAUAGAAGUAUAAUUUAUAGAGAUAUUAAACCUGAAAAUAUUUUAAUCGAUUUUGAUGGACAUGUAAGAAUUGCAGAUUUUGGACUAUCAAAAUAAUUAGAUUAAGAAAUAGCCUAUUCUUUUUGUGGAUCUCCAGAGUAUAUGGCUCCUGAAAUGUUAUUAAAAUAAGGACACAAUUUACAAUUAGAUUUAUAUUGUUUAGGGGCAUUACUUUAUGAAUUAAUAACUGGAUUACCACCUUUCUAUUCCAGGAAUACAGAUGAAAUUUACUAAAGGAUUUUAAAUUAGAAAUUAAGCUAUCCACCAUAAGUGUAGAUGUCUUCUCUUCUAAAAGAUUUAUUGAAUGGAUUAUUAGCUAAAAAUCCUAAAAACAGAAUCGAUAGAAUUGAAACUCUAUUAAGACAUCCAUGGAUGAAUUAAUGGGGUGACAAAUACUUGUACAAAGAAUUACUGUCUAAAAAGAUAGAUCCUCCUUUUAAACCAGAUUAUUACUCAUUUAAUUUUGAUGAAGAAGAAUUUGGUUAAGGAGAUGCUGAAUUUUUACAGUAAAUUAAAACUCUCUAAUAAAAUAUAAUGGAGAAUUUUCCAAAAGAAACAAUAUUAAAAAACUUUUAUUACAAUCCUAAGGAGAUUAAUUGUGCAGAAAGCACAAGAGGUACUAAUUUAAGUACUAAAUUAUUGGAGGAGUAAUAAGUAACUUAGAGAUAAAAAUCAAAAAGAUUCAAUACAUAUGAAGAUGAUAUUUCAAAUUAUGUAAAUGAAUAAAAAAUUUUGCUAUUAAAAUAAUUAAGAUUAUAAACUGAGAAUGAAAUAAAAAGGAAAUCUGCAUGA